Messenger RNA from Exaiptasia diaphana, 1152 nucleotides. Its product is annotated as exosome complex component CSL4. The transcript has 4 exons. Gene Ontology annotation, molecular function: RNA binding. Gene Ontology annotation, biological process: RNA processing. Gene Ontology annotation, cellular component: nuclear exosome (RNase complex); cytoplasm. Lineage: Eukaryota; Metazoa; Cnidaria; Anthozoa; Actiniaria; Aiptasiidae. Bases 89 to 664 code for a protein of 191 amino acids. The record is from RefSeq and is a predicted model, not a curated record.
CUGUACUAAACACAAAAUGGCGGAUUAUUUAAGGUAGUUAUGUUAGCACUUUUCUAGCCACAUUAUCAAGCCUGAUCUCUAUAAAAGCAUGGCACUAGACGGCGAUGUAACUAUAGUAGUUCCUGGAGAGCGUCUAGGUAGUUUAGAGCAGUUUGCAGCAGGAAAUGGCACAUAUUCCAGACACGGUUAUGUAUACUCAAGCUUGGCAGGACUCAAACACGUGGUGCAAGGACAAGAGAAACAAACUAUAAGUGUCAUGAGAGAGGAACAAGAAAGUGUUGUUCCAGGAGUGGGAUCUGUUGUUACAUGUAAAGUAACUAGUGUCAACCCCAGGUUCUGUAAAGUAUCAAUACUUGGAGUGGAUUCUACAGCUCUCAAAGAACCAUUCAGAGGAAUCAUUAGAAAAGAAGAUGUCCGUGCUACGGAGAAGGACAGAGUUGAGAUUUAUAAGUGUUUUCGACCCGGUGACAUUGUAGUAGCUAAAGUAAUGUCACUUGGGGAUGCUCUUUCAUACCAACUGUCUACAGCUGAUAACAGUUUGGGUGUUGUCUUUGCUAAGAGUGAGGCUGGAGCUACAAUGGUUCCAAUAAGUUGGUGUGAAAUGCAGUGCCCAAAGACAAUGGCCAAAGAGUCAAGAAAAGUUGCUAAAGUGCAAUCUCAAUGACAUUAAUCUUAAAGAAUAUGAAGUGGAAUAUAUCGGUAAUGUUUGUGUUGAAGUGGACAAUAUUGGACUCUUAAGUCCACUUCCCAUUCAGUGUUAUAUUGAGUUCAUACAGUUUACAAACAAACUUCUACAUUUGAACUGUGGAGAGCUGCAAGAAAGUGUUCUCAAGAUGGAGAUAUUGGCGAUAAAGAGAACUAGUCAAGCUCCAGUUAUAGAUUUUCUCAGUUCUGUGUGCUGUACCUGAGAUAACAUGAGUAAUCUGUAGUAUCGUUAGUGAAUGUUUUAUUAGAUGUUUUGUAGUUGUAAGCUGCUUUGUAAAGUUUUAAGAGGAUUGCAUUCAUCAUUCAUUUGACUUUUUCAAGUAGAUUUAUUUCAUAUAGAAAGUAUGUUAAACCUACUUACAAUGUCUAUGGUUACUCCAUGAGAUCUUUGCAAAAAUAAAGAAAAGAAAAGGCAGAAUUAGGAAUAAAAAUGCUUUUAAAGAUGAA